GACAGCUCUGGGUACCUCGAAGGCUGUGUCCGCCUCCACUCCCCUUGCUAAAGCCUGCUUUCCUUCGCCCUUUAACUUCAUCCAUCUCUCUCCCUCAAACAAGCAUUCCUCUCCCCCCUCGUCCCUCUCCAACGUCAUGUAAAUUCCCCAACGGAAUCAAAUCUCAAGUGCCGGCCACUUUUCCGUCUAGAACGUGACGCACUUUUUUUUUUCCCCAGUAAUUUUCAACAAUCUUGGUCUAACGUGCGUUAGUAUUAGAUCAAAAGCAAGAACCAGCUUGGAAUGCACUGAAAGCUUUGCAGGGUGACAGUCACACGCUUCAUCUACCCCUUCCCCCACCCCCCCCCUCUCUCUCGCCAGAGUAUGGAAUCUCUCAGAGUCUGGAAGAUUUGGUGAUGAGCUUCAGAUACAGUUAAUGGGAGAGGCAAAGAACAGGCUGCAUUAAAUGUCAUAAAGGAAACGUAAAAGCAAGAGAUAUGCCUCACAUGCAAAUCAAGGAUCCUGAGGAGAACCAUGUGGUUUCGUCUGUUCAACCUAUUCUUCAAACCUUGGAUACUGCAAAAGAGAGCAUAGCCAGGAGGAGAAAUGGAAGGAGACGAGGAGGAAAAGGACUCAUAAUGGAAUCCAAGAAGAUGUUAUUAUCAGAUGCUAAGUUUGAUUCAACUAUGGGGACUCCUCCUGCUUCAUGCAAAAGCCUUUUCAUGUUUCAUCGCAGGCCUGGCUAUGGCCAGCUGGGGACCAAGUGCAUGGUUAAAGCCAACCAUUUUCUCGCUGAGAUACCCGACGCAGACUUGAGUCACUAUAGUGUAGAAAUAACCCCAGAAGUUACGUCUCGUAAACUGAGCAAGGCUAUCAUGACCCAGUUGGUAAAACUGCACAGAGAAACUGACUUAGGAAUGAGGCUACCUGUUUAUGAUGGAGGAAGAAACCUUUACACGGCAAGAUCACUGCCUUUUUUCUCCAAAGACUUCACUGUAACUUUGGUUCACGAAGAGGAGGCAACAGGCAAUCUCAAGAAAAGAGAAUUUAAAGUGACAAUAAAGUUUGAAGCUCUUGCUAGUAUGCUGCAAUUAAGGGAGCUUUUUUCCGGAAAACCAGUCGAUACCCCUCAAGAAGCGAUUACUAUUAUUGACAUUGUACUAAGGGAAUUUGCAGCUCAAAGGUACGUAUCAAUUGGAAGGUCCUUCUAUUCUCCUGAUAUCAAGAAACCACAGCAGAUGGAUGGGGGUUUAGAAUCAUGGCGGGGCUUCUACCAAAGUAUAAGGCCUACUCAAAUGGGAUUGUCACUGAAUAUUGAUAUGUCGGCUACGGCUUUCAUUGAACCACUCCUUGUUAUUGAUUUUGUUGCUCAAAUUUUGUGCAAAGAUGUGUGUAAAAGGCCAUUAUCAGAUGCAGAUCGCGUUAAGGUCAAGAAAGCCCUUAGAGGUGUCAAAGUAGAAGUCACCCACAGAGGAAAUGUACGAAGAAAAUACCGAAUUUCUGGGUUGACAACGCAGCCUACAAGAGAGCUAAUCUUCCCUCUCGAUGGGCACAUGAACAUGAAAUCAGUUGUUGAGUACUUUCAAGAGAUGUAUGGCUAUACCAUUCAGUAUCCCCAUCUACCUUGCCUUCAAGUAGGAAACCAGCGGAAGGUGAACUAUUUACCGAUGGAGGCUUGCAAGAUAGUCGAGGGACAAAGAUAUACAAAAGGGCUAAAUGAGAAGCAGAUCACUUCUUUGCUAAAAGUUUCGUGUCAAAGACCCCGUGAUCAAGAAUCAGACAUUUUACAGACAAUUCAACAAAACGGGUAUGACCAAGAUCCGUAUGCAAAAGAGUUUGGCAUCAGCAUAGACAGCAAGCUUGCAUCAAUUGAGGCUCGAGUUCUACCAGCUCCAUGGCUGAAGUACAAUGAUACUGGAAAAGUAAAAGAAUAUCUUCCUCAAGUUGGUCAGUGGAAUAUGAUGAACAAGAAAGUGAUAAAUGGAAGCACUGUAAGAUAUUGGGCUUGCAUCAACUUCUCGCGAAGUGUCCAAGAAACCACAGCUCGAGGUUUUUGCCAACAGUUGGUUCAGAUGUGCCAAAUCUCCGGCAUGGAUUUUAACUGCGAACCUGUAAUUCCAAUAUAUUCAGCAAGACCUGAUCAGGUAAAGAAGGCCUUGAAAUAUGUGUAUCAUGCUGCUGCAAAGAAACUCGAAGGGAAAGAAUUGGAGUUGCUUAUUGCAAUUCUUCCCGACAACAAUGGCCCAUUGUAUGGUGAUCUAAAAAGAAUUUGUGAAACUGAUCUGGGGUUGAUUUCCCAGUGCUGCCUUACCAAACAUGUAUUCAAGAUUAACAGACAAUACUUGGCAAAUGUGUCACUCAAAAUCAAUGUUAAGAUGGGAGGAAGAAAUACUGUGCUUUUGGAUGCUUUGAGUUGGAGAAUUCCUUUGGUUAGCGAUAUCCCAACCAUAAUUUUUGGGGCUGAUGUAACACAUCCAGAGUCAGGAGAGGACACUAGUCCAUCAAUAGCUGCUGUUGUAGCCUCUCAAGACUGGCCAGAAGUUACAAAAUAUGCCGGGUUAGUAUGUGCUCAGCCUCAUCGGCAAGAACUUAUUCAAGAUUUAUUCAAAACAUGGCAGGAACCUCAACAGGGAACUGUUGCUGGAGGCAUGAUCAGGGAGCUCUUACUUUCAUUCAAGAAAGCCACUGGGCAAAAGCCAUUGAGGAUAAUAUUUUACAGGGAUGGUGUGAGUGAAGGCCAGUUCUACCAGGUUUUGUUGUAUGAACUCGACGCAAUUCGAAAGGCUUGUGCAUCCCUGGAACCCAGUUACCAACCUCCAGUAACAUUUGUGGUUGUCCAAAAGCGGCACCAUACUAGACUCUUCGCAAGCAAUCACAACGACAGAAAUAGCACUGACAAGAGUGGAAAUAUUUUACCUGGCACUGUGGUGGAUUCUAAAAUAUGCCAUCCGACAGAAUUCGACUUUUAUUUAUGUAGUCAUGCUGGAAUCCAGGGCACCAGCCGGCCUGCUCAUUAUCAUGUGCUCUGGGAUGAGAACAACUUCACUGCAGAUGAGAUUCAAUCUCUGACAAAUAAUCUCUGCUAUACGUAUGCAAGGUGCACACGCUCAGUUUCUGUAGUUCCUCCUGCAUAUUAUGCUCAUCUGGCAGCUUAUCGAGCUCGGUUUUACAUGGAACCUGAUGCACCGGAGAAUCCUAAAAUGCGUUGCACACGGACUGCCAAUGGAUCAUGCGUCCGCCCAUUGCCUGCAUUGAAAGAGAAGGUGAAGAAUGUAAUGUUUUACUGCUAAGAGGGAAAGCAAUGAAAAAUGACUAAGUACAGAGAAUAAGGAAGAACAAAAGAGAGUAAUAUGAGAUUAUAGCCAUUUGUACAUGAGUAUUCUUACCUUAUAUUGUAGAGAUUUCCACUAAAAAUUUUGACCACCUGCUCAGUGGUAAUGAAAUGCAGAGUUCUCAGUUAUAUUUA
Molecule: messenger RNA, 3445 nt
Organism: Hevea brasiliensis (rubber tree)
Lineage: Eukaryota; Viridiplantae; Streptophyta; Magnoliopsida; Malpighiales; Euphorbiaceae
Product: protein argonaute PNH1
Exons: 24
Coding region: 477-3269 (930 amino acids)
Biological process (GO): regulatory ncRNA-mediated post-transcriptional gene silencing
Cellular component (GO): cytoplasm
Molecular function (GO): RNA binding; protein binding
Source: RefSeq, a predicted model, not a curated record